ACAAAAUGGAACCCACCAGCAGUGUGAGGAGACCUGAAAGUGGCACAUGGCAGAGUGUGGCGCGAUGGAGACAGCAGCAAUGGGAGGCCGUACAGGGACCCAUGACACACUCUGGACCUGGCAGCAGCAUGAGGAGGCGGUUACAGGGGCCCAUGACAGAUUACGGGCCUGGCAGCAGCAUGAGGAGUCGUACGGGGGCCCAGCACCCUAUCACAAAAUGGAAACCCACCAACAGUGUAAGGAGACCUGAAAGUGGCACAUGGCAGAGUCUGGCGAUGAAGUCAGCAGCAAUGGGAGGCCGUACAGGGACCCAUGACACACACUCUGGACCUGGCAGCAGCAAGAGGAGGCGGUACAUGGGCCCAUGGCAGAGUGGCGAAGCGUAAGCAGCUUAAAUUGAAGGCCAUACAGAGGCCUAUGUUAAAAAGUCCCCCCAGCAGCAGUGUGGGGAGACGACUAUCAAGAGUCCAAUGGCAGAGUGGCGGAGCAGAAGCAGCUUCAAUUGAAGGCCAUACACAGGCCUAGGUUAAAAAGUCCCCCCAGCAGCAGUGUGGGGAGAC
Staurois parvus is the source of this 560-nucleotide messenger RNA. NCBI's taxonomy places the organism in Eukaryota, Metazoa, Chordata, Amphibia, Anura, Ranidae. The record is from the annotation of a GenBank genome assembly.